AAGUGACGCUGCACGAGGAAGAGAAGGCGACCAUGUUAAGCUAGCAAGAGCAAACACAAUAGAGACGAAUUAAUUUCGACUAAUUAUAGUAAUUCAAGAGAACUGCAACGUACGAAACGGAUCAUCACCGACAGCGUAUCACGAAUAACACCUAUAAAAACAACAAGGUGACGAUUCAACCUAGGUGGAGGACCGCAUCAUUCGGCGAACAUCAGCCCAGAUACACGGAUGUAAGACUUGUGGCCCUCGGGCACAUCACAGCGGGACUCUAGGGCCCAACAGUCAAAGAGGCACAGAGGACUCCGCAGGGGGAGAUUGAAGCAAUUCUGCUUUGGACUAAAGUACCCUUUGUAUAUAUACUUUAUUGAUGUCAGGAAUAUUUCACACACCGGAGCGAACGCGUACCUGAGUGGAGAAUAUCAGACUAAAUGACACAUUUUUCUUUUUUUCUGGGAAUAUUUCUAAAAACUUGGCAAUCCUAUUUUGAAGAACUAUGGAAUUGAGCAACUCUUGAUGGACUCACGGCAACAGGCAGGAAUUCUUGUUGAAUAUAGAAACAGAGUAAAGUAUUUAAGUUUAUAUUGAAGAAGAAGAAGAAGAUAUUCCCCAGGUUCUAAUUGCCUUAGUUGUUCUAUUUCAGGACUUGAAGCCCUUUGAUACUUGUGCACAUAUAAUUUUCUAUAUCGUGUGCAGGUAUAUUUACGCAUGUGAAUGCACAUUUCUCUUCAUUUUGAAGAGCUCCUGUACAAAGAAUUUGCUUUUUCGGUGUGCGUUAGGUCACCCUGUUGUUGAAAGGGGACUGAACAGCACAGGUUUGUGUAAAUACUUUCAACUGACUUAUAUUGUAAAGCUUCGGACUUAAAAGAAGAAAGAAAACAAAAGCAGAGAAUAUCGAGAUUGCUUGAGUACAUUUUUCUACUUUUGAAGAGGAUUUUUUUUUUUUUUAAGGAACCAGUCCCUUUUCCCUGAAAAAGGUGAAGGACGUUGACGCUUUGUGAGAAAUAAACUCUAAAAAAAACAAAACAAUGGCCACCGCGAAAACGGAGAGUACAGCAGCCGCCGUCCUCAUGGGACUCAACAAACAGAACGGGCAGCUCCGAGGACAGCCCAAACCCGCCACGCUCCUCUCAGGACCCCAGGUUCAGGGGAAGGCCGUGGCCCUGCAGCAGAAGACGGGAGGGCCCCCGCAGGAAGGCGGCGGCGGCGGCGGCGGCGGCAUCAAGUUCGGAGACGACUGGAAAACAAGCCUCCAUCUUCCUCCCAAAGACACCCGUGUCAGAACAUCAGAUGUGACCUCAACCAAGGGCAACGAGUUUGAGGACUACUGCCUGAAACGAGAGCUCCUGAUGGGCAUCUUCGAGAUGGGCUGGGAGAAACCGUCUCCUAUCCAGGAGGAGAGCAUUCCCAUAGCGCUGUCUGGCCGAGACAUUCUGGCCCGCGCCAAGAACGGGACGGGGAAAAGUGGGGCGUACCUCAUCCCCCUCCUGGAGAGAAUAGACCUGAAGAAGGACUACAUACAGGCCAUGGUGAUGGUACCCACCAGAGAGCUCGCCCUGCAGGUCAGCCAGAUCUGCAUCCAGAUCAGCAAGCACAUGGGCGGGGUCAAGGUCAUGGCCACCACCGGAGGCACCAACCUGAGGGACGACAUCAUGCGUCUGGACGAGACCGUGCAUGUGGUGAUCGCCACACCCGGCAGGAUCCUGGAUCUCAUCAAGAAGGGCGUGGCCAAGGUGGACCGGGUCCAGAUGAUGGUGAUGGACGAGGCGGACAAGCUGCUGUCUCAGGACUUUGUGGUGCUCAUCGAGGACAUCAUCAGCUUCCUGGCCAAGAGCCGGCAGAUCCUGCUCUACUCUGCCACCUUCCCCAUCAGCGUGCAGAAGUUCAUGAACAAGCACCUCCAGAAGCCCUACGAGAUCAACCUGAUGGAGGAGCUCACCCUGAAGGGCAUCACACAGUACUACGCCUACGUCACGGAGAGGCAAAAAGUCCACUGUCUCAACACUCUCUUCUCCAGGCUCCAGAUCAACCAGUCGAUCAUCUUCUGCAACUCCACCCAGAGGGUGGAGCUCCUGGCCAAGAAGAUCACCCAGCUGGGCUACUCCUGCUUCUACAUCCACGCCAAGAUGAUGCAGGAAUACAGAAACCGCGUGUUCCAUGACUUCAGAAAUGGACUGUGCAGAAAUCUGGUCAGCACCGACCUGUUCACCAGAGGCAUUGACAUUCAGGCUGUCAAUGUGGUGAUCAACUUUGACUUCCCCAAGAACGCAGAGACGUACCUUCAUCGUAUCGGACGAUCAGGUAGAUUCGGCCACCUGGGCCUGGCCAUCAACCUGAUCACCUCAGAGGACCGCUACAACCUGAAGUCCAUCGAGGACCAGCUGAUGACGGACAUCAAGCCCAUCCCCUCUUGCAUAGACAAGAGCCUGUACGUGGCCGAGUUCCACUCCUCCAACCCCGACUGCGAGGUGGAGGAGGUGGACGAGAGAUCCGGCCGGCAACAAGACUGAGACUGGACCGCUGCACUCGCCAGGCUUUUGCACUAACAUCAGGCUACUACCCAUCGGCCUCACAUCUUACAACCUCAGCAACUUCUUUGGAGAUUAGGUGGAUGUAAAGGCUUUUUGACUUUCCUUUCAGCAAUAAGAGCUGCAAAAAAGACAUUAUUUUUUUUGUUCUGUUCCUCCCUUUCCUUUUCUCUGCGUUGCUCAAAUCCCGUUUUGCACCAAACUCAAACUGCCCCGUCAUCCUGUUCUCAGACUCUCUUCACUUCAUGUUUCGUCUCUCCCCCCCCCCCUCUCAUCUCCAAUACCAGCCGUCACAUCUGCCACCUGCCACCUCCUCUCCUCCACAAACCGUUUUUAAAACUUCAGAAGACAUAAGGCGUUUUGUUUAUUUUUUUUCAAACACAAAAUACAGCCAACACAUUUGUCGGAAAGCGUUUGAAUAUUUCAGUAGUCUCUAAGGCAGACAUUUUCCAGAACGUACGCACACACCAACAUGAACUAAGUGCAGUGAGUAGCUCAGGACUCCAGUAGGAAGUACAGUUAAAAGCACGGCGUCCCAAGAGUUUCCGGCAUUGAGCUCUCCCUGGUACACAUUUAAAGGUCUUCCGACCGAGGUGUCGACCGUGUUUUGUGUGACUGCAAACAGCCUUCCAAAAUCUCACCAGGCUCGUAAGCAGAGCCUGUAGAAAAGCAUGGAGGAGAAGAGACGAUGGGUGGCGGAGAUGUGUGCGUGGCGGGGUUGACUAUAUAAUCGACCACAUCCUUUCGAGUUUAUCCCGAGCUAAAUAACCCAUUAGGGAGGAGGAAAUGUGGAGUGGCAUAAACAGAUUUAGUCCGUCGACAACCCUUGUACUAAAAAAAAAAAACGUCAGACACGAUUGCAAAGUAGGCCUCUUGGGUUUGUUUCUUUCUUAACGCUACGACGGUGUGUUUCAUCAGCCUAUCCCCACAUCCACACAACCGCCGUCGUCACUCAAGUGCCUUACUUACCUUUCAUAAACAAAACUCUCAUCCCCACUUCUGACCCCAUCAUACACCACCAACGCGACUCAUCACGUAGCGCAACGGCACAAAGCACAAGUCAUGUUGUUUAGCAAUCUGGAUUUAUUUGAAUGACAGACAAAAGCCAAACGGCGCGUAGUAACGGGCCGGCUCAAACUCCUGGUCUGGAAAAAAAAAUACAAAGCAACCUGAAUGUGAACCCAUCUUUUUAAUGUGAACUGCAAUAAGAAAAGGGCAGCUUGGUUUUAAGUACUCGGUGACGGUCACUUACCGAGAGGGAGAAAGGAAACUGACAUUCAACUACAGUUAGUCUGAGGAGGCUAGGGGAUGGGGAGGUCCCUGUUCUAAACACUAGGGUUGCUGAUCCACAAGGACUGUACCAUCCCUAAAGGAAAGUGAGUUUGACUUCAUAUGGAUAGGCCUUGGUUUGAGGCAUCUCCCCAGCAAAUAAGAGUGUCAGGCUGAAAUGUUGGGUCUUUGAAUCCGUCAUCAUAAAAAGGCCGCUUCUCCUAACCGGCAGGAUAUAACUCAAACACACUGGUUUUGGCCAGAAUAAGAAAUGUAUAUCCUACCCCCCCCCCCCUCCCUCCCUCUCUGCAGCAAAAAAAACAUCUUGAUUAAAAUGGUUAGGUAUUUCUUUGGUUUUUCAAGGCUCAUCAUAGCCAUGGUUAACAUUUUGUUGGGUUUGGUGCAAAACAGCGCUUUGAAUUCUGUGGGUAUGUACAGUACAAUUCCUUUUAUUUCCCUACUGCUGGACAUUAUCAAAAUAUAUUUGGAAAAGAGUAAUUCGGCAACAUUUUUAUUUAUUUUUUACCCCAUUCCGUACACCACAUUUACUGAGUACUGGAUGCCAAUGUAUACUCUGCAGCCUGUUUCGGGAAGGCCAAGCUCUUCAGCGUUUUUUUUUUAUACCGUAAACCAGGCAUUGCAAACCUUAUUUAAGUAUUUUAUGUUUUUGUUUCUCGAUCAAAUCCUUGAAAUGCCAAACGUUCUGUCUUUGUGGGGGAUGUGCUUUGUUUUUCUUUGUGUUCAAGAAGGUUUUCACAGGCCCAGGGACCACCAAGAAUCUCUAAAGUACCAUAUAAAAACCACCAGUUGGAGGAAAAUGUAGAAGUCUACAUCCCCCAAGAAUUAGCAGAAACCAGUUGGUUUCAAAAUGGCAGCCAUGGGAGCGUUUGAUUUGUCCCUCCCUCCCUCAAUCCCUUAAGAAUCGUAUCUAAUUUUUUUUGCAAUCCCUGAAUAAUGAGGGACUUGUUGUAUUUGAGGAUUCUACUUUAUAAGCGAAAUUGUAGCAAUUGAAAAGGCAGCUUUGACCCCCACCCUCCUUGCCUCUUAGAACGAAAUCAAAUGAAUUAUAAACGGAUAGAAUCUGUCUUUGUUUUUUAAUUUGGACAAAUCUUGAAACGAGGCUGGAGGGGGUGGGGGCGCGUCCUUGAUUUGACUGGAUCCAGCAAGGGGUUCAGUGGUCUCUUGGGCGGGGUCUGUUUUUAUUUCACUGUCUCCCCCCCCCCGCCGCCCCAGCGCCACCGUCGGCUCUGUGGUACUUCAGAUGUUUAGCGGAACAGUUGAGCAAAGGCAAGCAGUCGCUCAAAAGACACAGAUUUCCUUUCCCUGCUUGUUGGCUAUCUAUAAGCAAGCGCUAGCGAGCCCGGUAGCAUCAGCCCCACGUGGCCCUGUUGCUCCGUCACACGACGGGGGUCCCCACGAUAGUCUAAGACCCAAACCCCCACUCUGUGAUUUCUUAAUUCCCAAGAGGGCAAAACUUCCUACGGGAAUUAAGAAUGUUUUUUUAUUUUAUUUUUUAGAAAACCAAUUGUAAAUGAUUAUUGGUUUACAUGAAUCGUUUACAAUUAGAAAAAAAAAUAAGUUUGCUUCAUGGUGGUGGAGUUAUAUUUUUCCUUUUUUUUUUAAGAUGGAGGAUUUCAGGAUUUACAGUGAAGCAAAACCAAAAAGUGUGUGAGAAAGAUGGUGUGUGUGUGUGUGUGUGUGUGAGCAAGCGGUGUGUUUGGACGAGUGAUUGUGUGUGCGUGGGGGAAUAGUUGGAAUGGUGGCACGGGAGUUAUGUGUGCGUGUAGCAUAUUUCAAGGUGUGUGUUAGGUUGGUAUGCCAGGGUGUGUCGUGUUGCAUUGACGGCGUGUGUCUGUCCUGGAUGUGUGUAUGAGACUUUAUUGGGGGGGGGGGGGGCAGGGUGUUUGUGAGGGUGUGUGUCUUGUCCGAGUACGACCGUUUUGGGGGGGGGGGGGGGGCAGGGGUUUGAGUGAUUGUGUUUCUGUCAGGGAGGGGGUGUGUGUUUGUCUGAGUACGACCAUGUGGUCUGGGACUCCCUAUGUGCAGCCUCGUCGACACAAACGUCUGCCGCUGCUGAACUCACCAGAGCUGAUGCCCUGCGCAGCGUUCCUGACAAACGUCAGAAUCUGACCCCGCAGAAGACGUUUGUACACGGGCUGCAUGUAGGCGUAUUCUCAGAAUGUUUGUGUUCAGCUGUGCGUGCCAUGGGUGGGCGCGCUCUUUGUUUCUAUGGCAACACGCAAUGUCUUCUGUCAUGGUUGCCUACACUCGUCUGCUUUUUGUUUAUUUUUCUGUUCUUCAUGGAUGUUGACAUGCCCAAUGGGAGUUUGUUUUGUUUGUUUUUACCCCCAUGGUCUCCUUGGUGACCCGUGAACAAGAACCUAAACGACAAACUAAACUGAAAAAUAUCUCUGCACAUAAUUGGGUUGUGUCAGGUUUAGAUUUGACCAUUUACCGAUGUUGCAGGAUCUAGGGCUUCUCUUGACUUUGUCUGGAUUUUAGACAUGAUUUGGCUCUGAAUACACCACCUUAACUAAGUCGGGUUUUAAUUGAACAGAUUUUGUUUCGUUUUAAUCCGCCCCUCGUUUUCUGUUUACCAAGGACCCAGGCUGUUGGAAGUUCAAUGUUUUCUGUUCUGGCCAUCUGAUGUACCAUGUAUGUUGCGCGUUCUGCUACAGGUGCAGUCAGGUGUGCUUGCUGGGUGGGGGGGGGGGGGGGGGGAAGGGUGGGAGAAAGUUAAUGGGAGCAGGUGGAAAAAGGGAAAUUGUCAUUUUCUGGAGUAAAAAGUAUUGAUGGGGUGGGGGGGUUGAUUGGGUAAAAUAAAUUUGCAGAUAAUUGGAUUGGAGCUUAUUCGAGGGUACACUUUGGAAACUGUUUCUAUUGCUGUACCCUUUUUAUUUUGUUUUUUAUUUUUUUCAAUUGGAAAAGUCGGAAGUCGAUCUGGCCUCGAUGAAACACCCGUUUGAAACGUGGUCUGUGGUUAACAAGAUGUUACUGAUCGUAGGAGGGUCGCCCUGGAUCUCGCCACACACCACUUGAGUUUCGGUCCAAACUAAAGUAGACCCUCGGCAUGUUUGGCACAAGGAAUGCUGAGUAGAAAACAAAUUACAUGUAUUCAUUUUUACCCAUAAGAAGAAAGUGGUCUCGGGCUCUAAAUUGGCUGAAGAGUCUGAGGAACAUAAAAGACUAUAUUUUGUCCCAUUCUUGUUUAUGUUCCUGUAUUGGCCUUUUAUGACUUGACACCCAUUUGGACUUUUAUUUUGGUUAAAUUGGCUUAAAACUGUGUUCAACAAUUGUAUAGCGUCAUCAAUUUGGCUGUUUUUAGUUUUUGCAUUAAAGUGAGGCCAGAAUAUUCAAGUGACUUCUGCAGAUGAUCUUCAGUCGCCUCCAUUGUUGUAACGACAUCAAAAUAAACAUGGGCGCUGCAAGAAAAUCUCAAUAAAUUGCAACUAAAACAUA
Messenger RNA from Gadus morhua (Atlantic cod), 7253 nucleotides. RefSeq names its product probable ATP-dependent RNA helicase ddx6. The record is from RefSeq and is a predicted model, not a curated record. Gene Ontology annotation, molecular function: nucleic acid binding; ATP binding; RNA helicase activity. The transcript is spliced from 13 exons. The coding region runs from base 1026 to 2507 and encodes 493 amino acids. NCBI's taxonomy places the organism in Eukaryota, Metazoa, Chordata, Actinopteri, Gadiformes, Gadidae.